UGUAAGGACAAAGAACACUUCUUUACCUCGUUCACCCUCUCUCCUUUAUAUAUACCAACACACACUAUACAAACAAAUACUCUCUGGAUUUCUUCUUUUUUCUCCACUCCAUGUGAAACAAAACAAAGCCUAAUAUCUCUUCGACCCAGGCAUUCGUUCAUUUUGCAACCUGAAUACUGAUGGAAACUGUUAAGUUGGACCCUAGCUGCAACCUCCCUGAAGAAACAUCUCACAAGCUGUUGCUUCCCCCUGAUUCUCCUGAUAUAAUUGAUAUUUUUGGGGAUCCACAAUUAAGUCGAAGAGUUGGAAACAAAUACCAGGUGGAAAUUCCUCCCAUGAUAACAGGAACGGAGCAUCUUUGGCUUUUGAUGGACCCUGUUGACUCAGAAGGCAUUCCCUAUCUUGCCCAUUCCUUUUUAUUAGGCUUACCUCUCCCUGUCAUGUGGACACAUGAAGAUAUCGGUUUCGAGGAUGAAGACAAAGGUGGUUUAAGUAAGCCUUAUCAUGGAACUAAGGUGGAUGAGCCUGUUAAAUCUCGGAAGUGCCGAGAGGGCCAGAAUUCCAAGAGGAAGGAAAAUUUUGAACCAAGUGCUGAAGAGUCCGGUGCUAGGUUGGACAAUGAAAAAGAACCAAAUUUGGACAACCUUGAAUGUGGAAUGACAAGUAAAACUAACAAGCUUCGACUGUUAGAAAGUAAAAGCUCUUGUCUAGUUCCUGGUGCAGCAGGUGAUUCCUGGAGCAAUGCAGACAUGGAUGGUUUUCUUCUUGGUUUAUAUAUAUUUGGGAAGGAUUUUGCUCAAAUAAAACGGUUCAUCGAGAACAAGGGCAUGGGGGAUAUAUUGUCAUUUUACUAUGGGGCAUUUUAUAGGUCUGACGGAUAUCGCAGAUGGUCAGAUGGCCAAAAGAGAAGUCGUCGAAAAAAUGUAUAUGGACGGAAAAUCUUUACUGGUUGGAGACAACAGGAAUUACUAUCUCGUUUGCUUACCCAUGUCCCAGAUGAAUCACAAAGUAAUUUGCUUGAGGUAUCUAAGUCAUUUUUGGAAGGUAAAACUUCGCUUGAAAAUUAUAUUUGCCACUUGAAGACUAGUGUUGGCAUAUCUGCACUUGUAGAAGCUGUAGGUAUCGGUAAAGGGAAGACAGAUCUUACAGGCCUGGCCAUGGAACCUCCAAGGACAACUCAAGUUUCUGCUGAAAUACCAUCUGGGAAGGCUUGCUCAUCUCUUACAUCUGGGGACAUCAUCAGAUAUUUAACUGGAGGCUUUCGACUGAGCAAAGCUCGAUGCAAUGACAUCUUUUGGGAAGCUGUUUGGCCACGUUUGCUUGCACGAGGGUGGCACUCUGAGCAACCCAAGAAUCAAUGCUCUGUUGGUUCCAAACAUUAUCUAGUUUUCCUUAUGCCUGGAGUGAAGAAGUUCUCGAGAAGAAAACUUGUUAAAGGGAAUCACUACUUUGAUUCUGUUAGUGAUGUUUUGAGCAAAGUUGCAUCUGAACCAACACUUAUCGAGCUUGAUUCUGAAGGAAAUUGUAUGAGCAGAUGCAAUGAAGAAAAUGUGUGCAUUCCAGGGGAGUUAUCGGAUCAAGAUGAUCCUGCCUAUCAUAAGCCUCAUUAUCUCAAGCCUCGAGUCUCUAUGUACAGUUCAAAGCAUAUGAAGUUCACAGUUGUUGAUUCCAGUUUGGUCCAUGGAGGGAAAGCAUCCAAGAUGAGAGAAUUGAGAUAUUCACCAAUUGAUUUGAUGUUUACUUCAAAACCGAUUCACAAGGAUACUCGAGACUCACGGCAGGUAAAUGCUAAUCAUAUGCUCUCAAAAGGUGACAAGUGUGGUACUAAUGCUCACCAUUGUGAGGGCAUAAUCACUAGCUCUACUGCACACCACAUUAAAUUUACCAUUGUGGAUACCAGUUUGCUCCAUGGAGGGAAAUCAUCUGGGGUGAGAGAACUCAGAUAUUUACCGGUUCAGUGUGAAAUUUCUUCUAAAAUUAAUAAUUUUUCGGGAGGAAAUGAAGAAAAAUCAAGUGAUGGUUCUUCGGAUGAGGUUGAGCGAAAAAAUGCUGACAAACUAUCAAAUCAUGGUCCAAUUGCUGCUGAUAAAAAACCUAAUAGUAAGCCAGUUGCUGCUGCUAAUGUAAUGAAAGGAGAAGGUAAAUAUGGAAAUGACAUUUCAAAUCAAAAUCUGAAGAACUCGUGUCAUGCAGACCAGAGUUUGUUGAUUCAUCAAGACAAGAAGACCGAUACAUCAGAAGAUGCCAGGUCUAAGAGGAUAAUAAAGCACCAUUUCAGUCGAAGAGCUAAAUCAGUUCCUUCUAUUAGUUUGGUUCCCUCGGAAAAACGAAGGAAAUUAACUUCUUGUACUAAUAAAGAGGCAAGCUGCCUUACCGAGAAUUUAGCUGCUAUAUCAAUUAAUUUAGCUUCUCCAAUGAAACGGCAAAGAUUAGCCGCUUGUGUUAAGAUGGAGGGAACUGAUCUUGCUGAGAAUAUCUGUAGCAAUCCAGUUAAUUUAGUUUCUCCCAUAAAGAGACAGAGACUAAAUGCUUGUACUAAGACAGAGGAAAGAAAUCCUACUGAGAAGUUUUCUGCUGGAAUUAGUGAACAAACAGGGGUAUGUCAUGCCUUAGAUUCUCAAGAUGAAGGCAGCAAUAAUGUUCUCCACAUGAGUCAUUUUCAGGAGAAAGUACCGUUUCUUAGCUCUUCAGCUAAAGGUAAUCCAGAAUUCACAGCGACUUCUCAGGGGAGUAAUGAGAAGCUUCCAUACUUGUCAUCAAUUGGUUCAAACCAACCUCCAUUUCCACCUGACGCUCGGAAUGGUGAGCCAGGAACCUUGGAAGCUGAUGGUGGCCAGAUCAUCAUUGUGAAUAAUUAUGCUGAUUUGUUGAAAACUACUCCUAAUGUUUGUGCAGAAGAGCAGCAAGUUGUGAAUCCCCGGAGGCAAAGCAAAAGAAGCAGACCAUUGACCACUAGAGUGUUGGAAUCUCUUGAGAGUGGGUUCUUCAACGUGAAGAAGAUGCCAAAAGUGAGAGAUGUGCAAGCACAAGCAAUCCAAUUUUCAAGUCCUUCCCGAAAGGCACGUAGUAGAGUCAAACCAACAUCAAAGCAUGUGAAUCUUACUGUUAAAACUGCAGAUGCAAAGGAAGGAAAAGACCGAGAUGGUGCAUUUAUCUGUUCUAAAGAUGUUAUGACCCAACCUCCUCAAGUGGCUCGCUAGUAUUUUGCAAUCUUCAUGGUUGGACAACAUCACAUGAAGCUCUUAUCAACGACAAACUGAUGUAUUCAUUUAUGGAUAUUCUUCCAGUCCAUCUCUGAUGGAUGCCUCAAACAUCGUUGAUAUAGGAGGGGUUGACCAGUGAUCCAAUUUCCUUUAUUCUUCCAUGUCUCUCCCUCAGAACACUGAAACAUCAGCUUUUGUUUUAUUAUUAUCAUUAGAAGCCAUUUCUAGACAUUCGGUUGCAUUGGUAAACCGAUAAAGAGUCAAGGAGGAGGUAACACUAAACAAAGCAUGCACCAGUACAAGUUGGGGAAGAUUUUCUGAAACUUCUGUUCAUCUCCUGCACUACCCAUUUACAUCAUUGAAGACUCCUUUAACAGCUUGUGAAUGUAGCAUUUCAUGGUAUUUUUCUCCUCCCCUCAUGAAUUAUCAAACCUGUUUCAAGGGUGCAUCUUUAAUCAAAAUCAUGGUUUAUUUUAGUUUAUUAACUUCCUGCAACUAGAAUUAACACCGGUCAAUAUGAUGUGUUUGUGGUUGAUCAAA
Gossypium arboreum is the source of this 3743-nucleotide messenger RNA. RefSeq lists its product as uncharacterized. Gene Ontology annotation, cellular component: nucleus. The record is from RefSeq and is a predicted model, not a curated record. The transcript has 4 exons. Bases 180 to 3200 code for a protein of 1006 amino acids. NCBI's taxonomy places the organism in Eukaryota, Viridiplantae, Streptophyta, Magnoliopsida, Malvales, Malvaceae. Gene Ontology annotation, molecular function: transcription corepressor activity.